This is a messenger RNA of Hevea brasiliensis (rubber tree), 1869 nucleotides long. Its product is annotated as serine carboxypeptidase-like 42. Gene Ontology annotation, biological process: proteolysis. The coding region runs from base 182 to 1702 and encodes 506 amino acids. The transcript is spliced from 11 exons. The record is from RefSeq and is a predicted model, not a curated record. Gene Ontology annotation, molecular function: serine-type carboxypeptidase activity. NCBI's taxonomy places the organism in Eukaryota, Viridiplantae, Streptophyta, Magnoliopsida, Malpighiales, Euphorbiaceae.
CUUCACUCAUUACCCUCUUCUCCACACUCUGCAACCACUCUUCAAUCCUAGACUGUUUUUUCAAUUCUAAAAUUAAUCAUUUCAUUUUAUUUUCUUGAAUUUAUAGACUCCCAUUUGAAUUCUUACCAGUUCUGGCUAUAAAGGAUUGUUAUUUAUCUUCCAAAGCGUAUAAAAUAAACCCAUGAAGCAGCUGCAAGAUUUAAGGAGAGAAGGGAAUUUUCUUGGAAUGGAUAAAGGGUGUGGGUCUUGUGUGACUGUGGGUAUCAUGGGGUUUCGUGAGAUGGGUAGGUGUUGCUUCAGUGGGGUAUUGAUUGCUCUGUUGUGUUUUGGGUGGUUGGCGAGUUAUGUGGUGGAAGGGUACCCUGCUAACGAUCUGGUGGUGGACUUGCCUGGCCAACCCAAGGUUGGGUUCAAGCAGUUUGCUGGGUAUAUUGAUGUGGAUUUCAAGAAUGGUAGGAGCUUGUUUUAUUACUUUGUUGAGGCUGAGAAGAACCCUGAAAAGAAGCCCCUUGCUCUCUGGCUCAACGGAGGUCCUGGUUGUUCCUCCAUUGGUGGAGGUGCCUUCACUGAGUUGGGUCCGUUUUUUCCUACAGGGGAUGGCAGGGGCCUUCGAAGAAAUUCAAUGUCUUGGAACAGAGCAUCAAACAUCCUCUUCGUUGAGUCUCCUGCUGGAGUAGGGUGGUCAUACUCGGAUACAGCUUCUGAUUACACUACAGGAGAUGCCAAAACUGCCAAUGAUAUGUAUAUUUUCUUAUUGAAGUGGUAUCAGAAGUUCCCGGAAUUCAAAUCACGGGAACUGUUUCUCACAGGAGAAAGCUAUGCAGGGCAUUACAUUCCACAGUUGGCUGACGCUCUUCUGGAUCAUAAUGCACGUUCAACUGGUUUCAAGUUCAAUAUCAAAGGAGUUGCUAUCGGGAAUCCACUCCUUAGACUUGAUCGGGAUGUUCCAGCAACAUAUGAAUUCUUUUGGUCUCAUGGGAUGAUUUCUGAUGAGAUUGGCCUCAAGGUCAUGAAUGAAUGUCAGUUUGAUGACUACACCUUUUCAAACCCACACAACGUAACAGUUUCAUGUAAUGAAGCGAUAGCUGAAGCAAAUAGCAUAGUUGGUGACUAUAUUAACAAUUACGAUGUGAUCCUAGAUGUUUGUUAUCCAUCUUUAGCAGAGCAAGAACUGCGACUGAGGAAAAUGGCUACCAAGAUAAGUGUCGGGGUUGAUGUUUGUAUGACACUUGAAAGAAGUUUCUACUUCAACCUUCCUGAGGUUCAGAAGGCUCUUCAUGCUAAUAGAACUAAUCUACCAUAUAGAUGGUCCAUGUGCAGUGGUGUUGUAGAGUACAGUGAUACCGACGGCAAUAUGGACAUGCUUCCCAUUCUCAAAAAGAUAAUUAAAAAUCGUAUUCCAGUUUGGGUGUUCAGUGGUGAUCAAGAUUCUGUUGUACCACUUCUGGGCUCCAGAACACUCGUCCGCGAGCUAGCUCAUGAUCUAAACUUCAAGAUUACAGUCCCUUAUGGAGCUUGGUUUCACAAAGGCCAGGUUGCAGGUUGGGCAACAGAGUAUGGUAAUUUGUUGACUUUUGCCACAGUAAGGGGUGCUGCCCAUAUGGUGCCAUAUUCACAGCCAUCAAGAGCUCUGCAUCUAUUCAGUUCAUUUGUUCGUGGCCGGAGAUUGCCUAGUACGCCACACACUUCGAUAGACGAUUGAGAAUUGUUUCAUCAUUGUUUCAUGUUAGCAGCAAUAAUAAUCUCAAAGAGAAAAGGCAUUUCAAUUGUAGUUAAGGAUUUCAGUGUCUUGAUUUAAUUUCUAGAACUUGUUUCUAAUUAGAAUGAAUAGUUCAUAUUCAUAAUGGAUUUGAUAGAGUUUUAGCUGCA